UUUGGAGUUUGAUAUGAUGAUUAGGGAAUAACCGCAGUGACACGUCGCAAACUCCCCACCAGCAAGGAGACCUCUUUCCCGGGGGGCCACCUCCAAAAUCGCUCAGUGAGCACCCCUAAUUAACCUGAUUUUUUGCUGAUAAUCACUCCCAAAUGGAAUCAAAUCACAAAUCCGGGGAUGGAUUGACCGGCACACAGAAAGAAGCCGCCCUGCGUGCGUUAAUUCAGCGAACGGGAUAUAAUUUGAUCCAGGAAAACGGGCAGAGGAAAUAUGGGGGACCACCACCGGGCUGGGAUGGCCCUCCACCAGAGAGGGGCUGUGAGAUCUUCAUUGGGAAACUGCCCCGAGACCUCUUUGAGGAUGAACUUAUCCCCCUCUGUGAAAAGAUUGGCAAAAUCUAUGAGAUGAGGAUGAUGAUGGACUUCAAUGGCAACAACAGGGGCUAUGCCUUUGUGACCUUCUCCAAUAAACAGGAGGCCAAGAAUGCAAUAAAGACACUCAAUAAUUAUGAAAUCAGGAAUGGGAGGCUCCUGGGCGUGUGUGCCAGCGUGGACAACUGCCGCCUGUUUGUGGGGGGCAUCCCCAAAACCAAGAAGAGGGAGGAGAUCCUGGCAGAGAUGAAGAAGGUCACGGACGGCGUCGUGGACGUCAUCGUCUACCCCAGCGCGGCCGAUAAAACCAAAAACAGGGGCUUUGCCUUUGUGGAGUACGAGAGCCACCGGGCAGCAGCCAUGGCCAGGAGGAAGCUGCUCCCAGGAAGGAUCCAGCUGUGGGGACACCCCAUUGCUGUGGACUGGGCAGAGCCAGAGGUGGAGGUGGAUGAGGACACCAUGUCCUCAGUGAAGAUCCUGUACGUGAGGAAUCUCAUGCUCUCCACCACCGAGGAGACCAUAGAGAAGGAGUUCAACAGCAUCAAACCAGGUGCAGUGGAGAGAGUAAAGAAAAUUAGAGACUACGCCUUUGUGCACUUUAAUAAAAGAGAACACGCAGUGGAGGCCAUGAAAGCCUUGAAUGGGAAGGUGCUGGAUGGCUCCCCCAUCGAGGUGACCUUGGCCAAGCCGGUGGACAAGGACAGCUACGUGAGGUACACGCGUGGCACGGGUGGCAGGGCCCCGGUGCUGCAGGGGGACUACACCUACACCACCCUGGGCCACCUGUACGACCCCGCCACCGCCUACCUGGGCGCCCCGGUCUUCUACGCACCCCAGGCCUACGCGGCCAUCCCCAGCCUGCACUUCCCCGCCGCCAAGGGGCUCGGCAGCAGGAGCGUCCUCCGGCCCCCCUCAGUCCGAGAAAUUUACAUGAAUGUACCUGUAGGGGCUGCGGGCGUCCGAGGCCUGGGAGGCCGCGGCUACCUGGCGUUCCCGGGCCUGGGCCGCGGAUACCACCUCAAGGGAGACAAGAGGGGAGAGGAGAAGCUCUACGACCUCCUGCCAGGGAUGGAGCUCACCCCCAUGAACCACGUCACGCUAAAGCCCCAAGGGAUCAAACUUGCCCCUCAGAUCUUAGAAGAAAUCUGCCAGAAAAACAACUGGGGACAGCCUGUGUACCAGCUCCACUCUGCCAUUGGCCAGGAUCAAAGACAGCUCUUCCUCUACAAAAUCACCAUCCCUGCCCUUGCCAGCCAGAACCCCACCAUACACCCCUUCACACCGCCCAAGCUCAGCGCCUACAUCGACGAGGCCAAGACCUACGCGGCAGAGUACACACUGCAGACCCUGGGCAUCCCUGUGGAGGGGGCAGAGGUGCCUCCUGCAGCACCAGCCUUCCCAGGAUACACCAUUGCUAACGCAGCUGCCACUGUCACAGCCACUCAGCUCAAGCAAGCAGUGACACUGGGACAAGAUUUGGCCACAUAUGCCACCUACGAAGCCUAUCCUGCCUUCGCUGUCGCCGCACGGAGCGACGGCUACGGAGCCUUUUAACCAAAUUCCCUUAAACCCAGCACAGGCAGAAAGGCAAAGAAAAACAAUCUCAGUCUGGUAAUUCAACACCCUCAUGAUUUUAAGCUAAUCUCUGGCCUAAGGUGAAUUUCAGUCAGAGUUUCAGCCUUGUAGGUCUUUAGUUUUGUGACGGGGCAGGGGGGGAGGAGAAAUUUUUUUUUAAUGGUGCAAAAUCAGAUUUUCACACUAGAAAGCAAAAUCUCAGCCCAGGAAAUGAGAGGUUCUCAGGUGUAUAUAUAUAUUUUUAUAUGUAUAUAUAUUUAUACACCUAUUGUGUGUGUGUUUACAAGCAACAACCUGUGCUGAAAGCAGUUGGUCCCGUGGCUGUUGGGACCGGGACUGGGGAAGGAUGGGGUGGCCCAGCAAACCCCUCUGUGCACCAGGAAUUCUCCUGCAUCCACCCCAAAGUUUCCCAGGCCAGGCAGAGCAGAGGUGCCCCUUGGCCACAUGAGUUUGCCUCUCCCUGCCCCUGAUCCCCUCAUGCUCAAGGCUCUUUGAAAUUCUCCUUUGCCAAGGCAAAAAACCAUUUAUCCUAAACAUUUUUGCCCAGCCCAAGAGGCUAAUUUUUAACAGGCUUCCAUGCUAAUUUUAUUUUUAAAGCAGGGCACAAGAAUUCAGUAGAGCUUUCACUCUUACUUUGCUCCCUCCCAGCCAUAUCCAAAAAUCAGCAAAUACUGGUAUAUUUUUUGUGUGCUUCUCAUCAAAUGGCACAUUCACUGAAGAAUUGGGAAACUUUUAAGCCUGAGGAGCAGAAAAGUGCUAUUCAUUAAGGCUAAUUCCCUCCUUAAUUAGAGCACGAGAGCUCCCAGCCAUGGCCUAGUAAUAGCAGGCACCUCGGCAGGAAUAAAAUUAUAUCCAAAGAACAUUUUCCCAGGUUGGACAGAGCCCCGCCUGGCUUUACACAUUAAAUCAGGGUUGCUGCCUGCUCUGAUUCCAGCAAAAAUUAAUUUAGUGGAAGAGGUUUCAUGCCAACAGUAAAGGCACCUCUUAAUUUGGAGAGCACCAGAGUUGGUGUUGUGUUUGACCCCUUUGGGGAUGCUGAGAGCAUCCUUUGGUGUACAGCAGGGGCAUUAUCCAUUUAUUUUUGCAAUGAUGCUAUGGAGAUAUAGGAGGAAUCCAGUGCUGGAUAACUACAGCAGACAUAUUAGUCCUAUAUCAUAAAUCCUACAUGGUGGUGCACACUAAGAAGACUUGAAUUUAUUCAGUCUAGGACCAAAAGAACCCUUUGGGGAGGAAGAAUUUCCAGCUGGGUUGAUGACACCCACCAGCUCUGGGCCCAGAUUUUACAGCUGCUUUAGAUGCUGUGAUGUGGCAGAGUAGAAGCCAUUCCAAGGGGAGCUUUUCCUGUGCAUCCCCCAAGCUGUGCAAAGCACCAGGGUCUGUGACAAGAUGGUGAUUGCAGCAACCAAGUGUUUCUUUCCUCUUCUGACUCAACUUCCCCCGGAAUGGAACAAACCCCAUCAGCUGUACAGUCUGAGAUCCCAUUAGACCCCUCCUAUUUAUGAAGUAGCUGGUUAGGGUGACCCUAAAGGUAUUACAAGCCCUCUGUGGCUGCUGCUGGCCACGUUUGGCUUUGCAGCAAAGGACAAACCUGGUCACAGAGGGCCAAAUAACCAAGAGUGUUAUGGAUUUCAUGGCUUUUUUCUUUUUCUUUUUUUCUCUUCUGUAUAUGUCUUUAAGUGGUGUUUGCCAACGAGGAAUAUAGCCAGGAGAGUCUCUCAAACCGUUGGCAGGAAGUGUUUUUCACUUUCCAUGUUCAGUCAGUUUAGUCUGCUUUUUCAGCUAUUUAUAUAAGUUCAGAAAGAUGUCAAAGCAAAGGGCAAGAAGCAGUAUUAAAAAUGUGUGCAUGAAGCACUUAUUUUUGUACGAGUAGUACAAGGUUUGUAUAGAGUUUUAACACUGUGAAGUGUAGCGAAAAAUCACAAUUUCCAUUUACUGGAGGACAAUCAUGUAUGUUUGAAGGGAAUGAAGGGGAAAAUGGCAUCUCAAUCAUCCAUUACAAAUUAGAACCAGGACUAAAUUCUGUGAAGCAACUCUGUGAUUUUAGAGUAAUCCGAGGACAUUCACUGGACUUUGAAAUAUCAUUAAAACUUUUUAAACACAA
Molecule: messenger RNA, 4047 nt
Organism: Serinus canaria (Common canary)
Lineage: Eukaryota; Metazoa; Chordata; Aves; Passeriformes; Fringillidae
Gene: A1CF
Product: APOBEC1 complementation factor
Exons: 12
Coding region: 153-1925 (590 amino acids)
Cellular component (GO): nucleus
Molecular function (GO): mRNA binding
Source: RefSeq, a predicted model, not a curated record